UGUAGUGUUAAGUAACUCAAGUCCAUAGACGUUAUCCUGGAUACAUCUCACUCUUGAAAUGGAACGUCCCGUUACAGUCAGAUCAUCACUUUUAUCAGUACUGGAUUCGAAGUAUUAAGUGUCAAUUUGAUGAGUCGCAACAUCACGGUGACAUAACUACAGCGCUCAUUGAUGCCCACAAUUCCGGUGUCGUGAUAAAAUACUAGGCAGGGCACGAUGCGGCUACCAUUCCCGACUUGUGUCAGGAUUGAUGUCAAUACCAAUAUGAUGACUCACGUAAUGUAUGCUCACAUAAAAUUAAGAUUUGUAAUGGCAACCUUCUAAUUAUCAAAACACAUCCGAAUAUUUACGUCAGUCCAAUGAAAGUUUUAACGCCGUCGCCGGCUAUUAACUACACCUUCGUCGCGGGCGUAUAUGCCUUCUUCACGGUACUGUGUGCAGUGCUCUUAGUCCUGCACUUCUACACACCACAAGUGGAAGGAUUUUACGUCGUGCUAGUGCCAUUUGUGCCCUGUUUCUUCUGGAGCCUUGCGGUGCGCCACAGAUGGCUGCAGCUGGCCAAUGAGGACGCGGAUGAAAUUAAAAACGAGUAGUAUGGACUCCAUAAGGCGACAGAAAAGUAUCCAGACACGAAUUUUAUCUGAAGAGAUUAUGGUGAUUAUCACAAAGUUUUGGCUCAACUGUAAAUAUCUGUGCAAUC
Plasmopara halstedii is the source of this 700-nucleotide messenger RNA. RefSeq lists its product as uncharacterized. The coding region runs from base 360 to 593 and encodes 77 amino acids. The record is from RefSeq and is a predicted model, not a curated record. NCBI's taxonomy places the organism in Eukaryota, Oomycota, Peronosporomycetes, Peronosporales, Peronosporaceae. The transcript has a single exon.